Durusdinium trenchii is the source of this 390-nucleotide messenger RNA. NCBI's taxonomy places the organism in Eukaryota, Dinophyceae, Suessiales, Symbiodiniaceae. The record is from the annotation of a GenBank genome assembly.
AUGGAGACAGAGACCAUAGGCAAGCUCUGGCAGGGUAUGCUGGACAAGGAAGUCGACGCCGAGAUUGCAGGUCUAGAGGCAGACGGUGAGCACGAGGAUCCGAAUCUCGAGGAGUUUGAGGAGGUCAUGGUGGAAGAAGAGCAGGAAGAAGAAAAAGAGGGAAAUGAAGAGGAGCGAAAGGAAGAGCAGGAAGCGCCAGUCCCAAAGGUCCCAGAGCCUUCAGGACCCCCACAGACUGUGCCGCCUCCAUAUGGAGGCCAAGUGAAAAUACGACCAGGUAAUCCACUACUGCGACCAGCUGUCCCAAAGCUGCGGCCAGCGGUUCGCCCGGUACUUCCACGGCCGCAAAUAAGUGCUCCAAACUUCGCGCAAGCAGGGCGCAACUGGUGA